Paralichthys olivaceus (Japanese flounder) is the source of this 1689-nucleotide messenger RNA. RefSeq names its product solute carrier family 31 member 2 (gene slc31a2). Lineage: Eukaryota; Metazoa; Chordata; Actinopteri; Pleuronectiformes; Paralichthyidae. The record is from RefSeq and is a predicted model, not a curated record. Gene Ontology annotation, cellular component: plasma membrane. Gene Ontology annotation, biological process: copper ion transmembrane transport. Gene Ontology annotation, molecular function: copper ion transmembrane transporter activity.
CAUGCGCACUGUCUUAUUCAAACAUGGCCGCCAGCUGCUCUCUGUGUGUGUGUGAGCGACAUUAACUGGAUGUUCGCUGUGUCAACGUCUGUGUAAACAUCUGUGUAAACAUCUGUGGCUGAAGACGGAGACAUCUUGAGUUUCCGGAUCAUUUGAAAAAAACACUUCAACAUCUCAGUCUGAGCCGCCGCGGCUCUUUGUUCGCGGCCUCCGGGGAGAACUCCAUUACCCGGCGUCCCUCUGGUGCGUUGCGGGCGCUCCCCGCUGUGUCGGUGCCUUCCCCGCACCGGAGGCUCCGGACCCGCAGCUCCUGCCCGGGCAGAGAGCUCCUGAGAUGGGCCACUGAAGAGAGAGACGCCGCCCUGCGAGUCCUCCAAGCGAGUCCACCAUGAUGUCGAUGACUUUUGAGGUGUCGAACAGCGUGACCCUGCUGUUCGACUUCUGGAACGUGAACGGGCCUGUGGGAAUGGGGCUGUCGGUGUUUGUCGUCUUGCUCCUGACAGUUUUCUACGAGGUGCUUAAGGUUUGGAGGGUGUGGCUGGGAAAUAAGUCAAAGCUGACACAGCCGUACCUCAGCCCCACGUCCCUCCACAGCGACUGCAUCUCCACACUGGAGAGAAGCCCCUCCCAGUCCUCCGUGACCCCCAUCGAGCCUUCUCCUCCAGCUCCAAGCACCAGGUACAGCUGGUUACUGCACGGUAUCCAGACCGUCCUCCACAUGCUGCAGGUGUCUCUCGGCUACAUGCUGAUGUUGUGCGUCAUGACCUACAAUGUCUGGAUCUUCGUCGGUGUCAUCAUAGGUUCUGUGCUCGGUUAUUUCAUCUCGUUCCCUCUGCUGGGUCAAAUCUGAUGGUAUGGACAGUUCACAAAUCUGGAUUUAAGACGGAGGAGCUGGUUUUUAUUUUCUCUUGCUCUGGAUACUAAAUGGGAAACCACUCAAUGACUCAUUUCUGCAUGUUGGUCUGUUGCUCUUUGGUUGGGUGUUUGUCAAAUUUUAACUCUUGGGAAACAAGAAAGAGGGAUCGUAUUGCUUUUAUGCUUAAAAAUUAACUGCACAAUAAUACGGAUAAUAACAAUCUUCACCACUAAUUUCAGUCCUCGGGACUCAUUUCCUUUUUCCCUUCACACGCAGCAAAGGGGUUUAAAUCAUGCACAUGCUGCGUUCCUUAUACUCUAGUUUUAUUUAUUCACGGUAAAAUGUUUUUGAAGGAGGAGAAAUUGUCCUCGGAAACAUGGAAUGGGAAGUCUUCCACUGUUUGUAGCUUUCGUCAUAUUUUUCUGAUCAGCACUGACGGCCGUUGAGUCACAGGUCAUUUUAAGAUUGUGCUCUGUCAGAUGGAGGAACUGGACCAUGUGAUUUUUCUUUUUUCUUUUUUAGCUUGUAAACCUCUCACAGAUGGGAAUCAUUCUCACGUGUACAUGGGGACAGUGAACGUAGGUCAUGUGGUUCUGUGGAAAUCACUGACAAACCGAGAAGCACAUAAGUAAAGAAAAAAGCCAGUGCCUUGUAACUAACACUUUCAGAUGUAUUUUAUUGAAAUAUGCUCCUCCUCUCUUUUGAGGAACUAUUUUUGUAACUGAUUCUGAAACAUGAGAAGAAACGUGUGUCUGAUCAUCUGCUGUGUGUCACUUACUAAAAUAAAAAAUGUCUUGAUUUAACAUUUAAAAUCAAGAAUAAAGUUGAUAAAA